UUUUGGGGAGAUGAAACCAAAACCAAGAGCCAUGCCACUCUCCGUCUCUUCUGUUGUCUGUCCUCUCUAUUUAUGCACCACCUCUGCUUUCUUAUCCCAGCAGCAAGCGAAAUUAAUACAUUCGUUUUGACGAACUCGAAGAAUUAGAGAGGAGAAGAGAUAUUUAUAGCGAGACAGAGAUGGCUUCGGUGAAGAAAGUUUCGGUGUUGGUGGCGGCCAGCGUGGGCGCCGUGGAGGCGCUCAAGGACCAAGCUGGGUUGUGCAGGUGGAACUAUGGCUUGAGGUCCCUGCAGCAGCGUGCCAAGAGAAACAUGGGAUCGCUGUCUCAGGCCGCGGCCAUGUCGUCGUCCGUCUCUGAUAGGAGAAGCAGGGAGCAAGCUGAACGAUCGGAGGAGUCGUUGAGGAAGGUGAUGUACCUCAGCUGCUGGGGACCUAAUUAGCAGUGCUUGGAAAGUUAAGAGUUCGAGUUGUGUGAUUGUAAAGUUACAAAGAGCAUCAAUCGAAUAUAUAUAUUUCGGUUUAUUUCUUCAA
Zingiber officinale is the source of this 531-nucleotide messenger RNA. RefSeq lists its product as uncharacterized. Lineage: Eukaryota; Viridiplantae; Streptophyta; Magnoliopsida; Zingiberales; Zingiberaceae. The coding region runs from base 180 to 440 and encodes 86 amino acids. The record is from RefSeq and is a predicted model, not a curated record. The transcript has a single exon.